AUGGACGGAUCAACUCCAGAAGAAAAAAGAUUAAAGGAUAUCAAAUUUAGACAAUGGGGUUCAUAUGUUGGUGAAAGACAAUGGGCUACGGUUAGAGAAGAUUAUUCUGCUGAUGGUGAUGCCUGGUCAGCCUUAACUUUUGAUGAUUCCAGAAGUCGUGCUUAUAGAUGGGGAGAAGAUGGGUUAGCAGGUGUAUCUGAUAGAAAACAAUUUGUUAACGUUACCAUGGCUUUAUGGAACGGGAAGGAUCCUAUUCUUAAGGAAAAAUUGUUUGGUGUAACCAAUUCCCAGGGGAACCACGGUGAAGAUGUUAAGGAACAGUAUUACUACCUUGAUAACACCCCUACCCAUUCCUAUAUGAAAUAUUUGUACAAGUACCCCCAGAAUGAGUAUCCAUACAAGCAAUUGGUUGAGGAAAACCAAAAAAGAUCACGAUUGGAAAAGGAGUUUGAGAUUACUGAUACUGAUAUGUUCAAAAAUAAUGAAUAUUUCGAUGUUGUCAUGGAAUCGGCCAAGGGUGAUGCUCCUGAUGAAUUGUAUUUUAGAAUCACUGCUUAUAACCGAAGUGACAAAGCUGCUUCCUUGCAUAUCUUGCCUCAUUGUACUUUAAGAAACAUCUGGUCUUGGGGUGCUGACGAGUACCAAGAAGUGAAAAAACCACACGUUAAACAAAUAGAUGAAUACACUAUCGAGGUUGAAACAGAAAAGUUUGGUAAACGCUAUUUAGUAUUUGCUCCAUCACCAGGAUUUGAAGAGACUGAUCCUGAUGUUGAACCACAGUUAAUUUUCACGGAAAAUGAAACCAACACUAAAAAAUUAUACAACCAAGAAAAUAAAAGCAAAUAUGUUAAAGACGCUUUCCAUGAAUAUGUUGUUGAUGGAAAACAAGAAGUGAUUAACCCAGAAAAGCAAGGAACAAAAGCUGCUGCUUGGUUUACUUUUAACGAUAUCCCAGCAGGUGAGUAUGUUACCAUUCGUUACAAAUUCACUAAUGACAGUUCCGAGGUUGAUGAAUUUGAAUUGGACAAUAUUAUUAGUAAACGUCAAGCUGAAGCUGAUGAGUUUUAUUGGCAUAUUACACCUUAUCCAAUUAGUGACGAUUUGAGACAAGUUCAAAGACAAGGUUUCGCUGGGUUACUUUGGACAAAACAGUUUUAUUAUUUUGUUCAUAAUUAUUGGGCAAAUGGUGAUCCAAAUACCAUUAAGCCACCAAUGAAUCGUGCCAAUGGUAGAAACAAGGAAUGGAAACAUUUGUAUACUGAUGAAAUUUUGUCCUUACCGGAUAAAUGGGAGUACCCUUUUUUCGCCGCUUGGGAUUCUGCAUUCCACUGUAUCCCUUUUGCUAUGAUUGAUCCUCGUUUUGCAUGGAUGCAAUUAGAUCAUUUGGUACGUGAGUGGUACAUGCACCCCAAUGGACAAAUUCCUGCUUAUGAAUGGAAUUUUAGUGAUGUGAACCCACCAGUACAUGCAUGGGCUGCGUAUAGAGUGUUUAAAAUUGAAAGAAAGAUGUAUGGGGUUGAAAGUCUUGAUUAUUUAGAAUCUAUUUUCCAAAAAUUGUUGAUCAAUUUCACGUGGUGGGUCAAUAGAAAAGAUGCCGAAGGAAAGAAUGUUUUUGAAGGUGGGUUUUUAGGGUUGGAUAAUAUUGGUGUUUUCAAUAGAUCAGAAGAAUUGCCCACUGGUGGGAGUUUAGAACAGGCUGAUUCAACUGGUUGGAUGGCAUUCUACUCUUUGCAAAUGUUGAAUAUUGCUCUUGAGUUGGCCAAAACUAGACCAGUUUACGAAAACAUUGCAUCAAAGUUUUUCGAGCAUUUCAUUAUUAUUGCCGACGCCAUGACUUUUAGAGGUGGUGAUGGAGAUGACAGCACCAAGGAUGCUUUAUGGGAUGACAAGGAUAAAUUCUAUUAUGAUGCUAUCAGAUACAGCGACCACCACGUUGAAUCGUUACAUGUCAGAUCUUUGGUUGGGUUGAUUCCAUUGUAUGCUUCAUUGACCAUAGAACCUGAUCUUUUAAACAGAUACCCAUCAUUCAAAAAACGUCUUAAUUGGUUUUUGGUUCAUCAAAAGAAAAUGUCAGAAAGAAACAUUGCCUCGAUGGAAACUAGAGGGGUUGGUGAAAGAAUGUUAUUAUCAUUAGUUUCCAAGGAAAGAUUGUUGGCCAUUUUGGACAGAAUGUUGAAUGAAGAUGAAUUUUUAUCUGAAUAUGGUAUUAGAUCUUUAUCAAAGUAUCAUAAGGAUCAUCCUUAUGUCAAGGAAGUCAAUGGGGAGAAAUUCACCGUUGCUUACUUGUCAGGAGAAUCUGAUUCAGGGAUGUUUGGUGGUAAUUCAAAUUGGAGAGGACCAAUUUGGUUUCCAACUAAUUUCUUAUUAGUUGAAGCUUUGCAAAGAUUCUAUUUGUACUAUGGACCUGAUCUUAAAGUCGAGUGUCCUAAAGGGUCUGGUGAUUACUUGAAUUUGGCUCAGUGUGCUCAAGAAAUCCAGCAUCGUUUGAUUCGUAUCUUUUUGCCUGAUGAAGCUGGUGAUCGUGCUUGUAAUGGUGGUGUGGAAAUCUUAAACCGAGACCCACUUUUCAAAGACUAUGUUCCAUUUUAUGAGUAUUUUGAUGGUGAUAGUGGUCGAGGAUUAGGGGCAUCACACCAAACUGGGUGGACUUCAUUGGUGACCAAAUGGAUUCAUGAUAAUGCUGCUAGUAAUAGAGUUCCAAGGACUCCGCAAACUCCUAAGAAUAGAAGAAGGGAAUCGGUUUUCUUGCACGCCAGUGAAGAGGCCAACGAUGACGACGAAGAAGAAUUACAGAAAUAUGUUCCUAAAUGUGGUCCAAUGCCUGGUACUUUGGCUAGAAGAAAAUCGGGUAAGUCAUUGUUAAAUUUAACUGUCAAUGCCUUAGAUUUGGGUGACGAUGAAGGAAAUGCAACUACAAAAGCAGCCGUGUGUGGUCAACUCAAUGAAGGGAAAUCGAUCAGUGAAGAAGAGUUAGAAAGAUUGCACAAGGUCCAAUCAGGAGCUUCUAUUGAUUCAAAUGAAGCAGCUCAAAUUGAUAGUGAUUUAUUAGGUCAAGUUAGAGCUGCAUUCAAGAAAUUCAGGACAAGAACUGAAGAAGAUGAAUUUGAAGGAGAUGAAUUUGAAACUAGAUGUUCAUGA
This is a messenger RNA of Candida dubliniensis CD36, 3138 nucleotides long. RefSeq lists its product as uncharacterized. Lineage: Eukaryota; Fungi; Ascomycota; Pichiomycetes; Serinales; Debaryomycetaceae. Gene Ontology annotation, cellular component: endoplasmic reticulum membrane. Bases 1 to 3138 code for a protein of 1045 amino acids. The record is from RefSeq and is a predicted model, not a curated record. Gene Ontology annotation, biological process: protein N-linked glycosylation; oligosaccharide metabolic process. The transcript has a single exon. Gene Ontology annotation, molecular function: Glc3Man9GlcNAc2 oligosaccharide glucosidase activity.